Messenger RNA from Camellia sinensis, 722 nucleotides. RefSeq names its product blue copper protein 1b. Gene Ontology annotation, cellular component: plasma membrane. Gene Ontology annotation, molecular function: electron transfer activity. The record is from RefSeq and is a predicted model, not a curated record. NCBI's taxonomy places the organism in Eukaryota, Viridiplantae, Streptophyta, Magnoliopsida, Ericales, Theaceae.
UUUAUUAGAACAUCAGAGAGGUAAAAAAACAAGUGGUCAAUUAGAGCAUUUUUCAGUAAGUAGAAAAUAUUUCAAGAUGGCUUCUUCUUCGUUGAGGAUCUUCGUUGCAAUAGCCAUUGUUGCAAUUGGUGUUGUUGUAUCUCCAACACUGGCAACAGACUACAUUGUUGGGGAUGACAAUGGAUGGAUGUUGAACUUCGAUUACCAGGGCUGGGCUCAGGGAAAAGACUUCCGCGUUGGUGACAAUCUCAUAUUCAAUUACCCACAAGGAGCUCACAAUGUGUUGAAAGUGAACGGAACUGAGUUCCAACAAUGUGCGGCACCGGCCACCACCGUAGCUCUUACUACCGGCAACGACGUUAUCCCUUUCUUAACCCCGGGAAGAAAAUGGUACAUGUGCGGCGUCGGCAGGCACUGCGCCACUGGAAACAUGAAGCUUGCCAUAACUGUGUUGCCUCUGCUCCAAUCUCCGGCAGCUUCGCCUUCUACCGGCGCAGCACCGGCAGUCUCGCCUUCAGCAGCGGCCGGGAUUGCUAUCUCCAAGCAUUAUUCAUGGAUGGUUGGAGUUUUCGGCAUCAUUGUGAUGAUUAUUAUGGUUUAAUGUCGGAGUAGGAUUUGUAUUUUUUAUUUCUUUCUCAUUUGUUAUCAAGUGUUAUUGUGAUCAUAUUCAUGUCACAUGUUUGAAUUUCCAAUUAUUUAGUAGAUGAAUAAAAAAACUUUAA